AUGAUUGUGAUUGAUGUGUUUGAUGCAGAGGGGAAUGGUGUGGUGAUUGGUAUGGAGAUUGGUGUGGGGAUUGAUGUGGUGAUUGGUGUUGUUCUGGUUGUUGUAUUUGAAGUGGUUCUGGAGUGUUAUGAGGCUGUUGGGAAUUAUAUGAUUCAUGGCCCUUGCGGAAAGGACUUCUCUUAUUCAGCGUGUAUGGCCAAUGGAAAAUGUACCCGUCAUUUCCCCAAAAGGUACAACAGCAACACUUAUUUUGACGAUUGUGGUUUUCCAGUUUAUAAACGACGGAAUACCGGAGCCAAGGUGAAGCGUAAAGGACAUGACCUUGACAAUCGUUUUGUUGUUCCAUAUAAUCGAGACCUGUUGUUGCGAUUCCAGUGUCAUAUCAAUAUUGAGAUUUGUAAUAACUCUCGGUCGUUGAAGUAUCUAUUCAAACAUUGUUUAAAAGGACAUGACACCGCGACGAUGAUGCUCCGAAAGUCGAAAGGAAAUGGUAAUGUGGUAAGUGCAGAUAAUAAAUCUCGACAGAUGAAUGAGGUCAAGAAUUAUCUAGAUGGUCGCUAUAUUUGUGCUUCUGAAGCGUCUAAGAGAAUUUUUGGAUUUGAUAUUCAUUCUCGAUGGUCGUCUGUUGAUCGUCUUCCAAUUCAUUUACCAAAUAAUAAAUAUGUUAGCUUCAGAACUGGAGAGAGUCUCCAAGGGGUAUGUGAUAGGGCGGAUUCAAGAAAUUCUAAGCUUGAAGCUUGGUUUGUAGCAAAUAAAACGUAUCCUGAAGCCAGGCAGUACACGUACCAGGAAUUUCCAAGUCAUUUCACGUGGUUGCCGCGGGAAUGCAGGUGGAAGCCGCGCCAAAGGGGAGAAGUGGUUGGCAGAGUUUCAGAAGUCCAUGCAACUGCAGGUGAUUUGUUGUUUCUUCGCAUGCUGUUAAUGAGGAGGAAGGGAGUGUUGUCUUUUGAAGACAUAAGAACCAUUGAUGGCGUCACGUAUCCUACUUUUAAAGAGGCCUGUGGUGCUCUAAGUCUGCUGCACAAUGAUAAACAAUGGCAUGAUGCCAUGAAAGAGAAUGCAUACUCAUCUUUGGCUCAUCAGCUGCGUGAAAUGUUUGUGAAUAUUUUAUGUUACUGCUCUGUUACAAAUCCUGGAAACCUUUGGCAGUUACACUGGCAGUCUAUGGCAGAUGAUAUUAUACAUAAGAAGCGGAAGGAGAGUGAUGACAAUUCUUUGCAACUAUCUGAAUCAGACAUUCAAAAUUACACCCUUGCUGAAAUUGAGAUGCUUUUGAACGACGUUGGAAAGAGCUUAAGGGAUUUCCCAACCAUUCCUUUUCCUGGUGAAAAAUACUUCCAGUCUGAUGUUAAUCGACUCAUUGCUGAAGAAACAAAUUAUGAUGUAGAGGAGAUGUCUGCGUUACAUGACUCUAAUUUUGCAAAGUUGAAUGUAGAACAAAGAGAGAUUUACGAUUCUGUGAUUGGCAAGGCUGAAAAUAAUAUAGGCGGUGCCUUUUUUGUGUACGGUAGUGGAGGUUGUGGAAAGACUUUUUUGUGGCAGACAAUUUGUGCAAAGCUUCGAUCGCAACGUAAAAUUGUGCUCCCCGUGGCUUCGUCUGGCAUUGCUGCGGUGCUGCUUCCCGGAGGUAGGACUGCACAUUCGAGAUUCCACAUUCCACUCAAACUUGAUAAUUGUUCCACUGCAGGAAUAAAUCACGGGUCAGAUCUUGCUGAAUUAAUACGUCAGACAAGCCUUAUAAUCUGGGACGAGGCUCCAAUGCAGCAUCGUCAUGCCUUUGAGUGUGUUGACAGAUCUUUGCGCGACAUUAUGUCUUCUGUAGAUUCCAACAGAGCUAGAAAACCAUUUGGUGGUAUCACUAUUGUAUUUGGUGGUGACUAUCGACAGAUUUUACCUGUGAUUCGCAAGGCCACGAGGGCUCAGGUAGUCGGUGCUGCUUUCAAUCGCUCUAAAUUGUGGUACAGUUGUGAUGUUUUUCUACUUCGCCAAAACAUGCGUUUACGGGAUGGCAAUACUGCUGAAGAGAACAAAAGAAUAAAAGAGUUCAGUGACUGGCAACUUGCUGUUGGAGAUGGGAGAUUACCUACCAUCUCUCCUGCUGAAGCUAAUCAUGAAUCAAAAGUCGAGAUACCUGAUCAGUUUGUUGUCCGUAAUGAAGGUAGGCAUCCAAUUGAGACGCUGUUUGAUAUUGUUUAUAAGGAUUUUGAAAGUAGUAUGAGCUCAAAGGCAUAUCUGAGUUCGAGAGCAAUCCUAACUCCUACAAAUGUUUGGGUUGACGAUAUCAAUGUGAGAGUUCUUGAAAAGAUUCCGGGUACCUGUCACACUUAUCUUAGCCAGGAUUCAAUGGAAGAUUCUGUUUCUCCGCAUAGUGAUUUUGAUGCUUCCUUCCCAAUUGAAUAUCUAAAUUCAUUAGAUAUGCCAUGUCUUCCCAAGCAUGAACUGAAAGUCAAGGUUGGUGCGGUUGUUAUGCUGAUGCGCAACUUGAAUCAAAUCUUAGGGUUAUGCAAUGGAACUAGGAUGAUAGUUACAGACUGCAAGAAAAAUAGUAUUGAGUGUGAGAUUCUAUGUGGUUCACAGAUGGGAACCAGGCACCUUAUACCAAGAAUUGAUAUGAUUCCAAGUGACACUAAUCUUCCAUUUGAUUUUACGAGGACUCAGUUUCCACUACAGGUAUGCUAUGCCAUGACGAUUAAUAAGAGUCAAGGUCAAUCACUGGAUAUGGUAGGCAUAUACUUGCCACGGUCGGUGUUUUCACACGGCCAGUUGUAUGUUGCAAUUUCGCGGGUCACAUCCCCGAGUGGACUUCACAUAUUGAUUGAUGAUGACAAUGGAUCCAGCACCAAUGUUACAGCCAAUGUUGUCUUCGAGGAGGUUUUUUACAAUCUUCCCAGCUUAAAUGAUUGA
Molecule: messenger RNA, 2904 nt
Organism: Daucus carota subsp. sativus
Lineage: Eukaryota; Viridiplantae; Streptophyta; Magnoliopsida; Apiales; Apiaceae
Exons: 4
Coding region: 1-2904 (967 amino acids)
Biological process (GO): DNA repair; telomere maintenance
Molecular function (GO): DNA helicase activity
Source: RefSeq, a predicted model, not a curated record